Molecule: messenger RNA, 207 nt
Organism: Peronospora matthiolae
Lineage: Eukaryota; Oomycota; Peronosporomycetes; Peronosporales; Peronosporaceae
Source: the annotation of a GenBank genome assembly
AUGCUUCCGGUGUGUCGCGAGAGAGAAGAGGCCCCCGUUUCUGUCCAAGAUGAGGACAUUGUGCCGGAUCAGACGCUUCCGGAUACCGUUGCGACUGCAAAGGCUGCCGCGACCAUAGUCAACUGCUCGGACCGAGCUUCAGUGUCGCUCCGCAGUCGACGUCGACGGACUCGGAUUCGAUGUACUCCCCGGGUUGCUGAUCUUUAG